AUGAGCACAUUUUCAAAAAUCAACAAACCGACAAGUAGAAAUUCUCGGUAUCAGAGUUCAUCUACAACUGAACUAUACCAGUCAAUUCCGAGUUUAAUGGUUAAUGAUCAAUUAAUUCAACAAACAAAUGGUUUUCAACAACCUCGGAUGUUCAAUAGGAAUACUUUUUACAGUAAUAGUUCUGACAUUUAUCAAAAUCUUCCAAACACAAAUAAAAGCUCAAUAAACAUGGUCGAUCAAGAAAAUGUAAUAAAAACUUUGCCAAAAUCUGUUUUCAGCAAGAGAACUCUAUCUCGUAGCUUUGAUGAUCUGACAACAAUCAAAUAUGAUACCUCAAAAAAACAAUCGACAAUUUUAGAUAACGCUGAUCCAGAACUAAAAAAUGUAAAGAAAACUGGAGCAAGUUAUCAUGUCAGUGUAGAUUUGAAAAAAAUUUUUUUGAGUGGAACACGCCCUAAGUCUAGUUUUGCAAGACAUUUUCAGAACUACUCUAUGCCAUCUAAAAUAAACAAAAUAUCUUUGUCAACAAACCAGCAACAUACGACCAAUAAUGGCUUUAAUACACAAAGAUCCAGAAUUGAGCCUCUUAUGCUUGAAGGCAACAGAACAAGUGUUGUUAAUCUAAUUUCUGCUGAAAUUAAUCAAGUAACACCACAUGAAAAUCUUCAUGUCAAACCCAAGGCAACAAAUUAUCCCUCAAAGGCUGUUAUUAAUAUAAAUCUUCCAAAAAAUAACGUUUCAUCAAUAAUGGAAUCUGACUCAAAAGAGAGAAAUUUUUCGUUAAAAGAUGGAUACAUAAUUAAAUCAUUGAAGCCGUCAGAGAUAACACGGGAAACGGCAUCUCAACAGAUUUUGAAAAAUAAUAACGUAGAUUUUGAUUUAUGUUUAUACGGAACUGUAUUUAAACAAGCCGAUAGUAGCAACAUUUUAAAUAGCCAAAUUAUUGACAUUAAGCCAAGCAUUGUUGAGGACUUUGAGCAAACAACACGCAGUAAAACCAGAAAAAUUAUUGAAAUUGAUGAAACAAAUUUGAAUAAAACUCCAGCGAAGAAAAAAUUUGAAGAAAAAUCAAGAAAAGCUAAAAGGACAAUCAACUCAUUUACUGAAUAUUCUGCCCCUGUAGAAGAAAGUUUUAAAAUUAAAACAACCUCAACAGGUGUUAGUAAUACAGAACCAACAUCUUUACCCAAAUCCCUCAAUACCGAUCCAGAAAAAGAGUCGAAAGAAAUUCAAACACUUUCAACUAAAAACAAACUUAUCCAGACAGAUUAUUAUUUAUCAGACACGGAUGAAUACGUUGGACCUAGAGAAAAUGACAAAAAAGCGGUCAUGUUUGUUGAUGAUAAUGUACAACUAUCUAGCAAAAGUCAGGUGAAAGCUAUACCCAUUAAGAAUAACGAGAAAAUGAUACCAGUUUAUGAUGAAACGUUUUCGGAAGAUGAAUUUGACGGUUAUGAAAAUAAUAUUCCACAGUCUGUUUUAAGUAAUCUGCAAACAAAUUACGAUUUAAGUGAUGAUGAAAAUAUAAUUUUUCAACGCUUAAUGAAAAAUGCUCCAGAAGGUAGUUUGAAGCAGAAUAUAAACGUAGAAAAUAGAUACGUCAAUUAUUUAGGCCCUUAUUCGAAUGAUCAAGUCAGAGAAAAAUAUGAAAAAAAGGAAAUCAAUGUUGAUCAUGUUGCUCAAAGAGUUGAACUUAUGGUUAACAACGGAAUGGUUACUAUCAAGCUCCAAUUAACAUUUCAAAAAACGGUGCCAUACAAGAACACUCAUAAUACUUUUAAACAAACUACUCUUCUAAUAAACAAGAUAAUAAUUGUUGAUUUGACCGUCACAGAUGAAAGAAGACAAAUUUACGAAGAGGUGCUACAAAAUCACAAAAAUGGACGUCUCGAUAAAGUUUAUACUUGGAAAUUAUAUAAAAUAUUUAGCGCUAUGGCCCUUGCUGAUAAAGGAAUGGGCAUAGAUGACGAACACGUCAGCAUAGAAAAAAAAAUUGAAGAGAAUAAAAAAUUGAAUCUUGAUAGCACUGACUAUUUAGAUUAUCAAAUGGAUGAUGACAGUUUUAAAAAUCUGGAUAAAAGAGCAGCGGAAAUAGGCGUGAAUCAGAUGAUUGGAGCUAAUUUCAACAAAAUUUCUCAGAGCGGCCUAGGAACGGCUACAGAAAAUUUUAUUAAUUCGGAAAAUUAUGCAUGGAAUAACACUUUGAGAAACGCCAAUCUUCCAAGCGAUAUUGGCAAGGAAAACUUAUAUAAUAAUUAUUUUGAUACACCUGAAAAUAAAAAAAACGACACAUAUAAUAGCAAGGCAAAUACUAUUAGAGUAGAAAGCAUAAUUUCCAGUCACAAAAGUGGACCAAGAUAUAAUUUUGAGGAUGGUUAUGUUGGAGAGGAUCAAAACAGGAACUUGUUAAUAGUCGAUCAUGCUUCAGAAUCACGACUCAAUCAAGUUAAAGAAAAUAUCAACAAAAUGCAAAAUAGCCAAAUUUACUCUAACGGGGAUUUAAAAUCAACUUACGGUAGAUGGCUUUCUACUGGCAGAAGUGAUUCAAGAAUGAAUCGAAUAGGGCAAAGGUUUGACGUUUACAAUUAUCUUAGACCAGGUGGCAGUCGAAAUUACAGCUCAAAACUGCAGAACCAGUAUAGCAAUGGUCUAGACAAAACAAAUUGGGAUAUUCAAAUAACAGGUGGCCAAAAUGAUCAUUUCGAAAAAAAUGCAUCAAAAAAUGAGACAAGGACAGAUUACAGAAAUUUCGAUAACGGAUCAUACGAACAUAGAAAAAGAAUGGCAUCGUACAAAUCAAGUAGUUUUGAAUGA
Helobdella robusta is the source of this 2814-nucleotide messenger RNA. RefSeq lists its product as hypothetical. The record is from RefSeq and is a predicted model, not a curated record. The coding region runs from base 1 to 2814 and encodes 937 amino acids. The transcript has 3 exons. NCBI's taxonomy places the organism in Eukaryota, Metazoa, Annelida, Clitellata, Rhynchobdellida, Glossiphoniidae.